CAGACAGACGUGAGUAAUCGAUCUCAGAACUCAGGCAAGGCAGAGCAAUGUUUUCAUGCCUGCUGACGACCUACGCUCGUUACUCUGCCAUGGCGCCCGUUAUGUCGCUGACUGAAGAGGGGACGUCAUAACAUCGUGUUUUUAUUCGCUAUAGUGAAAGAUAGCCUGUCCGUUUCGCUUCUCCCGGUUUGAAUUGAAUUACCAUUAUCUCUGAACCCGCCAUGACCGUGGAGCAGAAUGUCCUCCAGCAGCAUUCUCAAAAGCACCAGCAGACGCUUCUAAACCAGCUAAGGGAGGUCACGGGCACCACAGACGUUCAGCUGCUUCAGCAGGCCCUGCAGGUGAGCAAUGGAGACUUGGCGGAGGCUGUUGCGUUCCUGACAGAGAAAAAUGCCAAGGUUCCUCAGCAAGAUGAGGCGACCUACUACCAGACGUCCCAGGUGGCCAGCGACAGAUACAUCAGUGUGGGGAGCCAGGCAGACACAAAUGUAAUUGACCUGACCGGGGAUGAUAAAGAUGACCUGCAGAGGGCUAUCGCCCUCAGCCUGGAGGAGUCCAACCGGGCGUUCAGGGAGACAGGCAUCACUGAUGAGGAGCAGGCCAUUAGCCGAGUUUUGGAGGCCAGCAUUGCAGAGAACAAGGCAAGUCUGAAGCGGACCCACACAGAGGUAUGGAGCGACUCACCCAACCCAUAUGACCGGAAGAGGAUAGACACCUGCCCUGUUGGGCUGAAAAAUGUUGGCAAUACCUGCUGGUUCAGUGCUGUCAUACAGUCUCUGUUCAACCUGUUGGAGUUCCAGAGGCUGGUGCUCAACUACUCACCACCAGCCCGAGUCCACGACCUGCCUCGCAACCAAAAGCAGGAACACAGGAACCUUCCCUUCAUGCAGGAGCUGCGGAACCUCUUCUCCCUCAUGGUGGGCUCCAAGAGGAAAUAUGUAGAUCCGUCACGAGCUGUGGAAAUCCUUAAAGACGCCUUCAAGUCCAGUGAGUCGCAGCAGCAAGAUGUGAGCGAGUUCACCCACAAGCUGCUAGACUGGCUGGAGGACGCCUUCCAGAUGAAGGCUGAAGAAGACAGGGAGGGUGAGAAGCCAAAGAACCCCAUGGUGGAGCUUUUCUAUGGCCGCUUCCUUGCAGUGGGUGUCCUGGAAGGUAAAAAAUUUGAAAACACAGAGAUGUUUGGGCAGUACCCGCUGCAGGUGAAUGGCUUCAAGGAUCUCCACGAAUGUCUCGAGGCAGCGAUGAUUGAGGGAGAGAUCGAGUCCCUGCACUCAGCGGAGAACUCGGCCAGGUCUGGUCAAGAGCACUGGUUCACAGAACUCCCUCCUGUGUUGACCUUUGAACUGUCAAGAUUUGAGUUUAACCAAGCACUGGGACGACCAGAGAAGAUCCACAACAAGCUUGAGUUCCCCUCUAUGCUCUACAUGGACAGGUACAUGGACAGGAACAGGGAAAUAACCAGGAUCAAGAGGGAGGAGAUCAGGAGGCUGAAAGAGCAUCUGACGCUGCUUCAACAGCGACUGGAGAGGUAUCUGAGUUAUGGCUCAGGCCCCAAGAGGUUUCCUCUGGCAGAUGUCCUCCAGUAUGCAAUGGAGUUUGCUUCCAGCAAGCCAGUGUGCACCUCCCCAGUGGAAGACAUUGACUCAUCAGCUCCUCCCGGUGGCACAACAGGACAACUGCUUCCCCCACCAAGCACAGCCGAGCAGGACUCCUUGCCUGCCAUGGAGACCUCGGGCCCCGCCUCAGGUCUCAGCGCAGCUCCUGCUGUUGCCCAACAGCAGAGAGUACCCAUUCAUAAGCCCUUCACCCAGUCCCGGCUACCUCCCGACCUCCCAAUGCAUCCGGCCCCACGCCACAUCACUGAAGAAGAGUUGAGGGUGCUCGAGAGCUGCUUACAUCGCUGGAGGAGUGAAGUGGGAAAUGACACACGUGAUCUGCAGGGCAGUAUAAACAGAAUCCACAGAACCAUUGACCUUAUGUACUCUGACAAAUCUAUGAUGCAGGUUCCAUACCGGCUUCACGCAGUGCUUGUCCAUGAAGGCCAGGCCAACGCAGGCCACUACUGGGCUUACAUCUACGACCCGCAUCAGCGUUGCUGGAUGAAGUACAACGACAUCUCUGUCACCAAGUCGUCCUGGGAGGAGCUGGUCAGGGACUCGUUUGGCGGCUACCGCAAUGCCAGCGCAUAUUGCCUCAUGUAUAUCAACGACAAAAAGCCCUUUCUCAUAGAAGAGGAGUUUGAUAAAGAAACUGGACAGAUACUCAGCGGCAUGGACAAACUGCCUCCGGACCUGAAGCAGUAUGUGAAGGAGGACAAUGAGCUGUUUGGCAAGGAAAUUGAGGAGUGGGACGCCCUACAGGCACGCAAGGCCCAGCAGGAGAAGCUUGCCCUGGCCGCCGCAGCUGCCUCGGCAGCAGCCAGCAGCUCCGCUUCUUCUUCUUCCCCUCAGCCCAUGAGUAUUGAGUCCAGCCUUCCAGACAACACAGCACCCCAGCAGGACCCAGAGUACAUGGAGCAGCCAUCACCCACCAAUGACUCCAAGCACCUGCAGGAGGACACGGAGAGGGCCAUCUCCAGGGCUGCUGCUGAGCAAGAGGAGAGAAGUCCCGAAGCAUUGUUAAAUGCUUUCUCUGUCCUUCCUGUCUCAUCUGUCUCUCUACAGUCUUUUCCCCCUCCCUCCUCCCCUCAACCUGAGGUCCAGGUGAGCACCCCCUCCACCCCUCCCCCUGACCUGGUCACGGAGGAUGAGUCUCCUGGCCAGCGCACGGUGGAGGUGGCCAUUCCUAAUGUGGGGACCUUUGUCAUUGAGUCAGAAGAGGGGGGGUACGAUGACGAGGCAAUGAUGACCCCCAACAUGCAGGGUAUAAUUAUGGCCAUUGGCAAAUCCAGCAGCGUGUAUGAAAUGAAUGGGCCUGAGGCAGCCUUUUUUAAGGCGAUCAAGCUGGAAUAUGCUCGUCUUCUGAGAUUUGCCCAAGAGGACACACCCCCUGAGAAUGACUACCGACUACAGCACAUCAUCGUCUACUUCAUCCAAAACCAGGCGCCCAAGAAGAUUCUGGAGAGGACUCUGCUCACACAGUUUGCUGACCGGAACCUGGCCUUCGAUGAGAGAUGUAAGAGCAUUAUGAAUGUGGCACGUGCCAAACUGGACCUUAUUAAGCCUGAUGAGGUCAACAUGGACGAAUAUGAGAUGUGGCAUCAGACGUACCGGAAUUUCCGUGAGACAACCAUCUUUAUGAUGUCUGGGUUGGAGCUCUUUCAGAAGUCAAAUUACAUGGAAGCUCUGAUGUAUCUGAUCUACUCGUACCAGUACAACAAGGAGCUUUUGUCAAAAGGGUUGUACAGAGGGCACGACGAGGAGAUUCUUGGUUACUACCGUCGAGAGUGUUUACUGAAAUUGAAUGAGCAAGCGGCUGCCAUGUUUGAGUCGGGAGAAGAAGCGGAGGUGAGCACAGGCCUGGGCAUCAUGAACGAGCUGGUGGUGCCCUGCAUCCCUCUGCUGCUGAUCCACGACACAGAGAGGGACCUGCUGGCAGUGGAGGACAUGAGGAACCGCUGGUGCUCCUACCUGGGCCAGGAGAUGGAGUCCAACCUCCAGGAAAAGCUGACCGACUUCCUCCCUAAGUUGCUGGACUGCUCGACGGAGAUCAAAAGCUUCCACGACCCUCCCAAGGUGCCCGCCUACUCCACUCUGGAGCUGAGUGAACGAUUCAGCCGCAUCAUGGCCGCCCUGGGCAGGGUGCCCACAGAGGCCAGAUGAGCUCGGGACGGGGACGAGACGCCUCUCCCUUAUCACAGGCCUGAAUCCUGGGCAGAAAUCCAUGGACCUCUCUUAACCCACGCCUUCCUUAUAAAUCCAGGGGUCUCUCGCUUCUAGCUUUUAUUCCUCUGUUACUCUUUUGCUGCUAUAGGUUUUGCCAUUAUAAAUAUUAUAUCAUUUUUAUUUUAAGCAAAACACAACAGAGGAUGGAGGAUGGACUGAUGGGAGGGAAUAAAGAAAUAAGAGGAGAUGUUGGUGGAAAAAAAACAGUGGCAAUCAUGCCGGCCAAGCACAUGUUGCAUCAGCUUUGCAAAAAAACAACCAGACAGACACGUUUGAGGGUUUUUCCAUAGUUUAUUAUUGAUGUUGUUGCUGUUUGAUUCAAGCUUCCCCAACCACAGUCAUAGCCCUAUCUAAAGCACGCUCCUGUGCGUGAAAAGGAUCACCCUGCCGCUCCGCCUCCAGUUUGGUACAGUAUUACCACGUUUUGUUUUAUUUUUCUAAGAAAGUUAGGAAGAGAGCAUCCGGUUUAUCAGCGGCCCAGAGUGUCUCGAUCGGGCCCCAUGUCUUUGAGGAUCGCGGCGGCGGAGUGAGAUGUUUUAAGUGCUGUGGUAGACAGCCAUGGACUUCCUGUGGCUUGUUAAUACAUUGAGAGAAUAAAAUUUUAUUUAUGGCCCUUUUAGGCCAAAUAAACAAAUGUUUUGCCUGA
This is a messenger RNA of Etheostoma spectabile (orangethroat darter), 4470 nucleotides long. RefSeq names its product ubiquitin specific peptidase 25 (gene usp25). Gene Ontology annotation, molecular function: cysteine-type deubiquitinase activity; protein binding. Gene Ontology annotation, cellular component: cytosol; nucleus. The transcript has 26 exons. Gene Ontology annotation, biological process: protein deubiquitination. Bases 222 to 3761 code for a protein of 1179 amino acids. The record is from RefSeq and is a predicted model, not a curated record. Lineage: Eukaryota; Metazoa; Chordata; Actinopteri; Perciformes; Percidae.